This is a messenger RNA of Heterotrigona itama, 1803 nucleotides long. Lineage: Eukaryota; Metazoa; Arthropoda; Insecta; Hymenoptera; Apidae. The record is from the annotation of a GenBank genome assembly.
GCCGAGAGAUGGCGGGCACGUUGGCCAGUUUUGCUUUUCGCGCCUUAAUUACCUUAAAUACCUAACCUAUCUUAAAUAUACAAAGCUUUUCAACUUUUUCCGAAGAUAAUAAAAUUGAAGCUUUUGUGCCUGGAAAUAGGCAAACUGCUCGAUCAUUGCUGCCGUUACUCAGCGAGCUGUUCGAGAUCCCGAGUAAUGGAGGAAGUAACGAAAUGUAGAUACAUCGAUUGUGUCGACACACGGGAGAAGGAGCAAAUACUUCACGAACUUCCCGUUUGCGAUACCGGUCUCUGUGUGAGGUGGUUGAUCAACAGUGGUCACGUGGACCUAAUUGGGAGUGAUCUCGAUGUUUUACGGUCUAUGAAGUUUUUCAUCUGCAACAAUCACUUUACGGAUGAUUGCUACCUGAGCAAGGGCACUCUGAAGGAAAAUGCAGUCCCCUCGCCGCAUUGGAGUGCUGUUUCCAGGACAUUGAGGAAUUUGAAAAUACGACGCAAAAUCCAAUUAAACGGGCAAGAAAGUUCUAUGGAGAAGGUAAGCACGGAUCAGGCUGCAGAGAAGAAUGCUCCGUCGGAAUUCGAAGUGGAUCAAUGGUGUAGAACAUGCGCGACCAAGAAGCAGAACCUCGUAAGUAUGACGACCAAGGGGAAAGGGACAGAUAUGAGCCUUCUGUCGAAAUUGAAACUUUUGAUAGAAAUCGACGACGAGGAUGAUUUACCUACGAAAAUGUGCGACGAAUGCGUCGACAAAUUGGAACAGUCCUUCAAGUUUUUCCAACAGAUUUACGUAGCGGACAAUACGCUGCGCCAUGUAUUCCCAAAUACACGGUCGAGCAACGCACCUAGGAAACCUCUGCAUUCCAUAGGCGAGCAUAUGAGAAACGAACAGAGGGAGAAGGAGAAGGAGAAGGAGAAAGAGAAAGAGAAAGAGAAAGAACAAGAACAGAUUCAAGAUCGUGCUCCAAAAGUGACACGUGGUAUAUUUAGACGCGGCCGAGGAAGACCUCGGACCAGAGGUUACGCAGCGAGAGCAAGAGCUAGGCAAAGGUCUGCUCAAAUAUCGUCGGCUACGAAUACAGCUAGCAACGCCAAUAAGACAACUUACGAGAGAAGAAGACCAAACGACCAAAGGUCCGUGUUGAAGAGGGAAGAAGCCGAGUGUGGCACGCACGACGAGGACCAGAGACAAGGCGACACGGUGUUUUCAUUGCUCACCGAUACCUGCCACAGCGACGAGGAACUAAACUGGUCAGACGUGUUGAAACUGAUGAGCGAUCAAAGAUACAAGCACAUGGAGACGGAUGCGGAGGAGGUGGUGGUGCAGCCAAACGAAAUGGCGGCGAAAUUGGCGCCAAGAGAGAAGGAGGAAUUGCGUUGCGAGUUUUGCGACGAAUCGUUCAAACUCGGACGUCAGUUACAGGCACAUUUGUUAAACGAUCAUUCUCAAAUAUCCGGAUACGUGUGCGUAGAUUGUCUAAUUUCUUACGAGACCAAGUCGUUGCUGCUGAAACAUCGUCAUCUGCAUCAUGGAGAUCGAAGGUAUCGCUGCGAGCAUUGCCACCAAGAAUUCCUCGAGAAGAGAGCAGUGAAGGAACACGUGAGGAAAUGCGAGUCGCAAGCGGCCAUCGCGACCCGUUAUUCUUGCGACUCGUGCGAGUCGACCUUCUCGUCGAAGCAACGGCUCAUCGACCACGUCAACGUUCAUCCGGGAACGGAUUUGCCGGCAACGUGUCGCGGCACGCAACUCGUCGACGACAGUCUGCAGCCGGCAGCCGAGAACGAAGAAUUUCAGCCAUCGUCGUCC